Molecule: messenger RNA, 2150 nt
Organism: Lytechinus variegatus (green sea urchin)
Lineage: Eukaryota; Metazoa; Echinodermata; Echinoidea; Temnopleuroida; Toxopneustidae
Product: EF-hand domain-containing protein 1-like
Exons: 11
Coding region: 81-2015 (644 amino acids)
Biological process (GO): cilium-dependent cell motility; mitotic spindle organization; mitotic cytokinesis
Cellular component (GO): axoneme; mitotic spindle
Molecular function (GO): calcium ion binding; alpha-tubulin binding
Source: RefSeq, a predicted model, not a curated record
ACGCGUGUGUGGUUCGUGUUUUUCGUGAUUGAUAAUAUACACAGGCAACAACUGGAGAUAAAGUGUGAAACAAUAUCAAUAUGGCUCUUCCUUUUCUACCGGGAAAUACCUUUACAGACCCAACGCAACGGAAGUUUCACAGAUCCCAAUCCCUCGGCUACAAAAAUGGAUAUGCCCUGCCCGCAAGGCCGGAGGUCGGCAUCGGAGGCGAACCAUUGGAAGUCAAUCAACUCACUCUUUCAGAAUUAGAUGAACUGAAUAACAAAAGACCAACACUGACAUAUGGACAAGCUAAGCAAGCACCACCAGAAGAUUUCAUCCCUGCACACGUAGCUUUUGAUAAAAAGGUACUGAAAUUCAACGCAUUCUACAAGCAGACCGUCCAUGAGUCACCCAGCGAAUACUACCGCGUCCGUCCCGUCAUCAUCUACUACUACCUGGAAGACGACAGCAUCUCGGUCAUCGAACCCCACAUAGAGAACAGUGGCAUGCCCCAGGGCAAGCUGAUCAAACGCAUGAGGUUGCCCAAGAACGACCAGGGCGACCACUGGCACUGGAAGGACCUCAAUCUUGACAUCCAGGUCACGUUCUACGGCAAGGUUUUCCAGAUCACAGACUGUGAUAAGUGGACAGCGGAAUACAUGGCAAUGGAAGGGAUUGAGCUGAAUCCCCCUGCGCCUACCCCUUCAGAUCCCCAUACAGAGUCUCGCAAGGAGAAGUCUGCCAUCGAGGCAUUCACCACACCCAGUACAUUCGACAAACUCAAGCAGUUCUUGGAACUCGAUCGGAAGGUUCUGCGGUUUUUCUGUGUUUGGGAUGAUCGAAGCAGCAUGUUUGGUGAGCAACGACCUUACAUCAUACAGUACUACCUCGUAGACGAUACAGUGGAGGUCAGAGAGGUCCACGAACCCAACGACGGCCGAGAUCCUUUCCCGCUGUUCCUCAAGAAACAAAGAGUUCCAAAAGACCGUGACAAUGUUGACUCCUCUUUCCGUGCAGUGGUUAUGGAGCUUUCGAACCAUGAAAUCAAGAACUGGUACAGCCCUCCAGACUUUGGCAUCGGCAAGACGGUUUACAUCUACAACAGGCCAUUCCUCAUCUACGAUGCCGAUGCUUUCACAAAGCAAUACAUGGAACAGCUUGGUGUCUCUCAGUCAGGCCCAGUUCAGGUUUCUAUGGAAGCCAGAAAGCUCGCCAAGAUGGACUUGCCGCCUUACAAUGGCUUUGGUUCCUAUGAAGACUCCCUGCAGUCCUGCCUGUCUCUGGUUCCCCAGCCGCCCAAGAAAGACUUCAUCAAGAUGCUGGAGAACGAUCAUAAGAUCCUUCGAUUUGAAGCCGUCAUGGAUUCUGUGCGACCUGAGGACAAAGGUCGUCGGUUCAUCAUCAGUUAUCGUCUGGCAGAUGAUAUGAUCAAGAUCUUUGAGCCCCCUGUCCGUAACUCAGGAAUCAUCAGCGGUACAUUCCUUGAGAGAACGAGAGUGACCAAGCCUGGCUCAACACCUGAGAAUCCACUGUUCUAUGGCCCACAGGACCUGACCAUUGGCUCUUGUCUAGAGGUGUUCAGCCAUCGGUUCAUCAUAACCGAUGCCGAUGACUACGUACUUCACUACCUGGAGGCCCAUAAGCAAGACUUUCCAGGCUGUGACAAGACUAUCCAUAGCAUCCAAGCCACCAGGUCCAUGGGCCUGCCUUCCAAACCAGCGACGUUAGCAUCGCAGAAGGGCGCCCCCAUGACUGUCAAGAGAUCGCCAAACGACCUGAAACAGCUCUUAGCAGAGGUCAAGUCUCAACUCCGCAAGGACAACUACAUCAACUUCACCUCCUUGACGGAAGCCUUCUUACAGUACGACCGUGACCGUUCAGGAAACAUUGAUGUGAAUGAGCUCAAGGCCGCCUGCCACAAGCAGAAUCUACCCCUAGAUGAUGAUGUCAUGCAAGCGUUGAUUGAAGAGUGUGGUGACGAACAUGGUAGAAUCAGCCAUGCAGAAUUCAUGAAGUUCUUAACGUGGGACUAAGGAUAACAAGCAGUGACGGAAAAUGCGCCAGUCUCUACUGAUUUUGCCCCAAACCAGACAAGUCAAUCAAUUCUUGAAUCUGAACAAAAAACAGAUUUGACUGAUUGUUUGCAAAUCUCAAACGGUUGAUCCGUA